AUGGACCAUCCCGAGCCCAUAUCAAAGCGAGUACCUGAGAUUCCACAAUGUCGCAAGGGCUUCACUCUUGAGGAGGCGCGCGGCUUCGUCGACUCCGUCAUGCAGGUCUUCCACAGCCUAGAGGACAUGACCGACUUGCGGUCCAUGUACGAGACCGGGAAGCAGUUGAGUCGGCUCUACUUCGACUGCCACCAGUACCGUGUUGAGUUGGCCGAGUACCUGACCAGUCACGAUUACCCGGCCUUCGCGUCGAAGAUGAUGAAGAAGUUGAAUAAUAUGGGUGUCUUCAAAAACGACAAUAUUUGGUUUUCCUCAUUUUAUUUCUACAACACGACGUGGAACUUUUCUGAAAUCUGGCCGGACUUCGCCACAGCCCUGGCUAACGCGGGUCUUCCCAACUUGCUGAACCUCAACAUCGGUCAUCAGCCCUACCUGGACAAUUUGCCUAGCAAAAACGUUUACUACCUUGUCAAGGCCAGCCUCUCGAUCAUCCACAAUAUCGCAAGAGUGCCUGGCAACGUGCACUGCUUCUCCACCGAUGCCGUGAAGAGUGCGUUGACGAAUAAGUUUUUGCGCGAGGAGGAGUUUUUGCGGUGCAUCUCAGACCUCUGUCUAGCCUACAUUGUCACCGACAACGACACCAACCUCAUGACACAAUUCCUCAAUGGUUCUCCACCCAACAACACCAGCAUUCUCCAGAGCCUAGUCGAUCAUGUGGUCACCGCGAAGACGUCUGAAAAACGCCGUUGCCAUGGUUUUCAGGUGUCCGAGCUCUUGUCUGCCAUCGCCACUCUGACCGUAAACGAUUCCAUCAAGCCAGACGUUCUCUCGGUCUCAGUUUCGCAAGGUGGUGAGCGCGUGACGGUCACCCACUUGGCGAGGGACGCGAUCGAAGCCGCCACCCAGGCCAACCCCUCUCUGGUGGCCAUCCGUGAGGCCGAGGAGGCUGUGCGCCUGCUGUGGAACCUGUCUCUCGACCCGCGUUCAACCAGUCCCUCUUCGGACUUGAACAUGCAGAUUGGCACCUGGCUGUCGGGCUUCAUCAAGGAGGGCAGGCUGUCUUCUCUCCCGAAUCACGUCGCCAAGGCCCUUGAGGCUGUGUCAGCACGCGUUUCUUGCCCUCCACCGACCUCCACAUUGCUAGGCCAGGGCACUUUUCUCAUUUCCUUCGCGCCAGUAAACCGCACGGCUGCUGUGAAGAUCGCUGAACGCCUGCAGAGCAUCGGGCUGCCUGUGAGUCCACUCGAAUCACCAGACGCCGACACCGCUCUGCCGGACGCGUCCGCAGUUGGAAUGUCAGGCCUCUACUCCGUGUCGCCAUCCUUUGCCUCGUGGAAGAAGAUGAUUGACUCCGCUAGUAUUGUCGUUGUCUGCGCCUCCGAGGCAUACCGGCUCUCGCCAGGCUGUCGUUACGAAAUCGAGUCCAUUCGUCCUGGCUUGGUUUCUUCAAACAUCUCCGGUGGGGACUCUUCGCAUAAGCAGGCCAGCAGGUACAUCCUCCCGGUGUACUUGCAACCUAAGUACAAACCGACUGGUUGGCUCGGUGACAUCCUAGCCGGACAGGUUGUUCUCGACCUAAGUGGCCGGCGAGAUCUCGACGUUGGGUUCGAGAAUUUCAUCCUACAGGCGCAAAAUCUCUACGCGGAGGUGAAGCAGACCCUUGACACGAUGAUGGCCAACGACCGGAAGGGUUCGCUCGGCGCCAUCUCCACGGGGGCAGCUUCUCAAGCCAAUCACGUCGAUGGACUAAUCCCUGGGUCCUUGAAGAAGAUCACCAGUGACUUUGUCCCAGGCGCGGUCAGCUGCUCGACGAGCCUUGGCCGAGACGGGAGUCUGCCCAAGGGAAUGGCUCGGCCGAGGGGCCCCUUUUACGGUACCAUGUCCGGUGCACCCUCUCCCGAGGCCAUGGUGCGCAUUCGAAAGUCCGCAGUUCGUCCUGAGGUGCGCUCCUGGUCCACCACCACAGUCUCGCAAUGGCUCAAGUUCCGUGGAAUGGGACAAAUUCUGCAAGUCACCGGAGCCUUCGACGGCGUUCUUCUCUCCCAACUUGCGACAAUGCGUUUCUGGGCUCCGGAAUACUUUGCACGCGCUCUGCAAUCAGAAUUGCACCUCUCCUUCAUCGACGGGCUACGGCUAAUUGAGGCGCUUGACGAAUUAUCUCCAGAAGGUCUGGGCGACGAGGACGAUGGUGGUGCUGGCGGUGGUUUCGUCGGUGCCGGUCCAGAGGGUAAUUACGACGAUCGCGCAGAUGCCUUUUCUCACGUCAGCGGAUGCGAUAAUCUGGGUGGCCGAUAG
Mesocestoides corti is the source of this 2295-nucleotide messenger RNA. Lineage: Eukaryota; Metazoa; Platyhelminthes; Cestoda; Cyclophyllidea; Mesocestoididae. The record is from the annotation of a GenBank genome assembly.